Nerophis lumbriciformis (worm pipefish) is the source of this 5419-nucleotide messenger RNA. RefSeq names its product cannabinoid receptor type 1A. The record is from RefSeq and is a predicted model, not a curated record. Gene Ontology annotation, cellular component: membrane. Gene Ontology annotation, molecular function: cannabinoid receptor activity. Gene Ontology annotation, biological process: G protein-coupled receptor signaling pathway. Lineage: Eukaryota; Metazoa; Chordata; Actinopteri; Syngnathiformes; Syngnathidae.
UCUUUGUAGCAUAUUUACCUGAAUAUGGGUUGAAAAUGAUUUGCAAAUCAUUGUAUUCCGUUUAUAUAUUUACAUCUAACACAAUUUCCCAACUCAUAUGGAAACAGGGUUUGUACAAACAAUUUUUCCAUUCGAAAUACAAAAUUGACUAAUUAACAGUGAUAAAUUAGAGACAACUCUACAAUGUAGCUCAGUAGCUAAAAUCUGAAAAAGUAUCUAUAUUUUAGCUUUUGUGUUGUAAUGAAAAAGUAGAUAAUUUUCAUGCUGACUUAAUUUGAUUCAUGUUUGUAUAUUAACUUUGUCUAAAGGUCUCUCAUAAUGUUAAAAAAAAAAACAUAUUUCGUCAUCAACAAGUUUUUUAGGCUCUUGCCAUGAAAAUAUUUAAUUUAUAAUUCAAAAAGACGAGAUGUUAUUUAUUUAAACAACAGACACGCCCUGACUAUUGUUUUGUUGCAACAUCUUUUGUGUCCUUUUAAGGACAAUCUCCUGCAAAAAGACAUUUGAAUAUUUCCUUCUUGCUUCUUUGUGUGCACUCAGUGUUCUGCAAGAGAGGAGCCUGGUGAAUUCCAAAUUUGUGUGCAACAUGUGCACUGUGGCAGCAUCCUGAAAAGUGGAUGCGGCGGUCACGUGAUGUGGAUCAGAGGGAGCGACGCCUUAUAAAAGUGCUGUGGAGAGAGAGAGAGUGAGAGUGUGUGAGUGUGUGUGGGGGACGCAACCACGGAGCGUCUGGACUGGAGCUCACAUCCUCAACAGGAGCAGGGAGAACACUUCCAAACUGACCUUUUGUGUUCCCUUCUUUUACAGAGUCCAACAAAAUGGCUCAUUUUUAUUAAUUCAUUUUUUAAAUUUUGCACAAGUGCAGUGCAGGCUUGAUGUUGCACUUCUGAUUUGGAUUAACGCGCGGAGAUAAAGGGCGGUUCUGCGCUCUAGAGGGAAUUAUGUAAGGUUGCUGUCAGCUCUCGGCGCUCUCCUUCACACUCAGCCAUGAAGUCCGUGCUGGACGCGGUGGCGGACACCACCUUCCGGACUAUCACAUCCGGUUUACAAUAUCUGGGCUCCAACGACGCCAACUAUGACGGGCCCGUCAGCGACGUGGACUUCAAAGGCGCCUUCUCCCUCCAGAAGCCUCUCUCCGCCUUCCGCAGCAACUCCUUCCCCGACAAGGUCCCCGCCGACGAGGAGCUGAUCCUCCGCGGCGUCCUCCCCUUCUUCCCCACCAACGCCACGGAGCUCCUGUCCAACCGCAGCACCUUCCGCGACGAGGGCGACAGCAUCCAGUGCGGGGAGAACUUCAUGGACAUGGAGUGCUUCAUGAUCCUGACGCCCAGCCAGCAGCUGGCCGUGGCCGUCAUGUCGCUGACCCUGGGGACCUUCACCGUGCUGGAGAACCUGGUGGUGCUGUGCGUGAUCCUGCAGUCACGCACGCUGCGCUGCCGGCCCUCCUACCACUUCAUCGGCAGCCUGGCCGUGGCCGACCUGCUGGGGAGCGUCAUCUUCGCCUACAGCUUCCUGGACUUCCACGUGUUCCACAGGAAGGACACUCCCAAUGUGUUUCUCUUCAAGCUGGGCGGAGUCACGGCGUCCUUCACCGCCUCCGUGGGCAGCCUCUUCCUCACCGCCAUCGACCGAUACAUCUCCAUCCACCGACCGUUGGCCUACAGGCGCAUCGUGACUCGGACCAAGGCGGUCAUCGCCUUCUGCAUGAUGUGGACCAUCUCCAUCGUCAUCGCCGUGCUGCCCCUGCUGGGCUGGAACUGUAAGCGCCUCAAGUCGGUGUGCUCGGACAUCUUCCCCCUCAUCGACGAGAACUACCUGCUCUUCUGGAUCGGGGUGACCAGCGUGCUGGUUCUUUUCAUCAUCUACGCCUACAUCUACAUCCUGUGGAAGGCGCACCACCACGCCGUGCGAAUGCUAAGCCGCACCUCCCAGAAGAGCCUGGUGGUGUACUCGGCGGACGGCACCAAGGUGCAAACCACGCGCCCCGAGCAGGCCCGCAUGGACAUCCGCCUGGCUAAGACCCUGGUGCUCAUCCUGGCGGUGCUGGUCAUCUGCUGGGGUCCGGUCCUGGCCAUCAUGGUCUACGACCUCUUCUGGAGGAUGGACGACGACAUCAAGACGGUGUUUGCGUUCUGCAGCAUGCUGUGCCUGCUCAACUCCACCGUCAACCCCAUCAUCUACGCCUUGAGGAGCAAGGACCUGCGCCACGCCUUCCUCAGCUCCUGCCAGGCCUGCAGGGGCAGCGCCCAGCAGCUGGACAACAGCCUGGAGUCGGACUGCCAGAACCGGAACAUCUCGGCCAACAGGGCGGCGGAGAGCUGCGUGAAGACCACUGUGAAAAUCGCCAAAGUGACCAUGUCCGUGUCCACCGAGACGUCGGCGGAGGCCGUCUGAUCAUCUUUGUUUUCCGACCUGACAAUGACGAGACCUUUUUUCAGUUCUGAGCACGGAGCGCGUGCCAAAGUGCCAAAUUGGUAUUACAAGGUGGAAGGAAGCGUGCAUUUUAUAUUUUUGUAUUGUCAAUUCAGGUUUUGAAAAUCUUCACGUUCGGGACAAGGGGCUACAAACAAUUGUUCUACGGUGUCUCUUUUCAUCUACAUUAUUCUUCAUCUUCUUAAUACUUUUGUGGGAGUCGUGUACCACAUGAGUGAUUCAUGCUAAGACUAAAUAUACCGUAUUUUCCGGACUAUAAGCCGCUACUUUUUUUCGACGCUUUGAAUCCUGCGGCUUGUAAAACGGUGCGGCUAAUUGAUUGAUUUUUCUUCGUUUUGUAUUCAACAAACAGUUUUCAUAUUACACCGAAAAGGUGUGUUAUUGUUUGAGCUAUCAUUUGGACGAGUUCACUCAGUGCAGGUGCUGCGGGUUGAAAAUGUACUUUCUGUUUCAUACCUUGAACCGGAUGUAUAACCGCUGCUCAAAAGGAUUAUUUAUUCAUCACUCCGGGCAACGUUUGUAAGUUUUACAAUGCAACUAAAACGAUUCAUACUUCAUACAUACUAAACUGUUCCAUGUGUGAUGUCUGUAGGAGUGUUUUCAUGCAUGUUUCUACAUGCUAUCGUAGUGUGACUAAGCUAGCGUUGUUAGCAUUAGCGAAUACGUGUCUGUGUUAGUAAUAUUAACUUACAAUGGCAUUCUUUCUCGUAUUGUUUCAGUUUCAUAAAUUCACCAAAACGUCACCAUGGCAUUGUUGAGUCUGUUUAGCUGAUUGGAGAGCUAGCUUCCGCAGCUAGUGGGUCCAUGACGAUGACUCCUGUUUUGCUUGAUCAGCCGUUUUACUGCCGUGUGACAGGAACAAUUAAGGUAUGUAAAUAAACAUCUACAAAAUAUUUUGUACCGGUAUACAGUAUAUUUGCGGCCUAUAGUUCAGAUCGGCUAAUAUGCUUUUUUUUUUCUUCUAAAAUUGGGUGGGUGCAACUCUAUAGCCCGGAAAAUACGGUAAUCGCUUUCAAGUAAAAAAAAAAACCCAUCUAAAUGGAUGCUUUGUUCGUUUUUUGUUUUUUUUUUACUUUUGUAAGUGUACCCGUGUGUUUAUUAAACUAUGCGCAAUUCAACUGACGGCCUGGGGGCACCGGUCCCUGUGUUCAGUUCAAAACUUGGGAGACAAAUUCCUAAAAACAUGCUCCUGUUGUAUAGAGGAACUUGGACCACUGUAAACACUUGCGGUUGUAAUUUUAACCUUGCCAGAAAACAUAGAACACCGGGGUCUAAACUUGAGGCGUUCCUCAAGGCACCCGUUUAAGUCCUCUACUUUUUAGCUUUUUUUUGCAAUGUGCUUUAUGGAACUAAGGUGUUGCUGUAGCUUGUUCACUUCAGAUGCAGUCAGCAGUCAUUUAGUCAAAUUAUUCGGUGAUACUAGUGGUGUUCCACUAGGUUCCGUCUUGGGUCCUCUCUUUUUCAUUAUUUGGGCUAUUCAACUGGUGGCCGGCAAGUUCAGUUCACAAAACUUUUUUGCAUCACAUUCCUAAAAACGCAAGAAUACUCCUGUUGUAUAGAGGAAAUUGGGCCACUGUAAACACUUGCAUUUGCAUUUUAACCUUGCCCGCACCAGGGUCCAAACUUGUGAUUUACAUAACUGAGGCGUUCCUCAAGGCCUCUCCUUUUUAGCUUUUUUUUUGCAAUGUGAUUUAUGUAACUAAGGUGUACAGUCAGCAGUCAUUUAGUCAAAUUAUUCAGUGACACUAGCGGUGUUCCACAAGGUUCCAUCUUAGGUCCUCUCUUUUUCAUCAUUUGGGCUUUUCAACUGGUUGCCGGCAAGUUCAGUUCAAAAAAGUUUUUUGCGUCACAUUCUUAAGAACGCAAAAAUACUCGGACAACUGUAAACACUUGCAUUGACAUUUCAACCUUGCUAGCAAACAUAGAACACCGGGGUCUAAACUUUUACAUAACUGAGACGUUCCUCAAGGCACCCCUUUAAGUCCUCUCCUUUUUAGCAUUUUUUUUUUCUCUGUAAUGUGAUUUUAUGUAACUAAGGUGUGGCUUAUUUACCUCAGAUGCAGUCAGUAGGCAUUUGUUGAACUUUUUUAGUGGUGUUCCUCAAGGUUCCGUCUUAGGUCCUCUCUUUUUCAUCAUUUGGGCUAUUCAACUGGUGGCCAGCAUGUUCAGUUAAAAAAAAACGUAUGUGCAGUAGAUUCUUAAAAACACUAGGAUGCUGUCACAGAGAUGAUCUCCAAAUAAAUAGACCAAAAUCACAUGUCUACUGGUUCUCUGUAAUAUACAAAAUAAGACUAAAAGUCCGGUCCACCGGUCUUUAAACAUCUGGAAAUGUGGCCCCCAAAACCAUUUUGUUGAAUAUCCCUGUUAUAUCACAGUGUAAAGUGUUGUUUUCAAAAAAUUUAAAAUAAAUAAAAUGAAAUAGGACACAGUGUGCUGGUCACUGCUGUGCAGGGAAGAAAAAAAAACUGAAGUGGCUUCAAUCUGCGCGUUUGCUACAUUGUAUGUUAGUGAUGUUACCUUGUGGCUUAGUGAUAAUAUCUCCAAACCAAAGCCUUUAAUUCAUCAAUGCAGUGAGUUGUUUUUAGUGCUACUGUGGGGUGUUGUUUUUUGGCAAAAAAAAAAAAGAAAAAGAUAAAAAGCCCACGGAUAUAGUGAAGUAACCUUGGCGUGGUCAUUUUUACAUGUCAAAAUAAAGAACCAGACCAGGCUUGAAUGGAGCAGAAUCCCUGCAGAAGAUGUGAUAUUUCUUUUUUUCAAAUGAGCAAUGUAGUACUUUGAAGCACAAUGUAGGCUUUUGACGUUUAUCCAUGACAACUGUGUACCGCUGCCUCCGCUGUUAUUGAAUGGUGAAGAGGGGGGGAGAGGGGAAAAAACAUGUCAAGUGGCUUCUGUACAGUGCUGGCAAAAAUGAGGAAUAAAUCACCUCGAAAAGAACAAAAAUAUGUUUUUACAAGUGUUACUGUUUCAAUAAAGUUGCAGCUGAUUGUCA